Messenger RNA from Populus trichocarpa (black cottonwood), 1875 nucleotides. RefSeq names its product 4-coumarate--CoA ligase 1. The record is from RefSeq and is a predicted model, not a curated record. The transcript has 5 exons. Lineage: Eukaryota; Viridiplantae; Streptophyta; Magnoliopsida; Malpighiales; Salicaceae. Gene Ontology annotation, molecular function: CoA-ligase activity. The coding region runs from base 84 to 1715 and encodes 543 amino acids.
CCAUUUUGCUUUCUCAGGGCUCCAUUCAUAAAAAACACAGAGCACCUAAAAUCCACCCUCUCCCUCUGCAACUUUAGCCCACAAUGGAUACAAUAACAAAGCAAAAAGAAGAAUUCAUCUUUCGCUCAAAAUUGCCAGAUAUUGACAUCCCGAAAGGCCUUCCUCUGCAUUCAUACGUUUUUGAAAACUUCUCUAAAUAUCCAUCGAAACCUUGUCUGAUAAAUGGCGCAAAUGGGGAUGUCUACACCUAUGCCGAUGUUGAGCUCACGGCAAGAAGAGCUGCUUCUGGUCUUAACAAGCUUGGAAUUCAACAAGGUGAUGUGAUCAUGCUCAUCCUGCCAAGUUCACCUGAAUUCGUGCUUGCUUUCUUAGGUGCUUCACACAGAGGUGCCAUUACUACUGCUGCCAAUCCUUUCUCCACUCCUGCAGAGCUAGCAAAACAAGCCAAAGCCUCAAAAGCAAAGCUUUUGAUAACACAGGCUUGUUACUAUGACAAGGUCAAAGAUUAUGCACAACAAAACGAUGUCAAGGUCAUGUGUGUAGACUCUGCCCCAGAUGUGUGCUUGCACUUUUCAGAGCUAACACAGGCUGAUGAUAAUGAUAUGCCCCAAGUUGACAUCAGGCCUGACGAUGUUGUGGCAUUGCCUUAUUCUUCAGGGACUACAGGAUUACCAAAAGGAGUCAUGUUAACACACAAAGGGCUAAUAACCAGUGUGGCUCAACAAGUAGAUGGCGACAAUCCUAACCUAUAUUUUCACAGUGAAGAUGUGAUUCUGUGCGUGCUGCCUAUGUUCCAUAUUUAUGCUCUGAAUUCAAUAAUGCUUUGUGGGUUGAGAGUUGGUGCUGCAAUUUUGAUAAUGCCAAAGUUUGAGAUCGGUUCUUUGCUGGGAUUGAUUGAGAAGUAUAAGGUAUCUAUAGCACCAGUUGUACCACCAGUGAUGGUGGCAAUUGCCAAGUCACCUGAUCUUGAUAAACAUGACUUGUCUUCGUUGAGGAUGUUGAAGUCUGGAGGGUCGCCAUUGGGAAAGGAGCUUGAAGAUACCGUCAGAGCCAGGUUUCCUCAGGCUAGACUUGGUCAGGGAUAUGGAAUGACCGAGGCAGGACCUGUUCUAGCAAUGUGUUUGGCAUUUGCCAAGGAACCUUUUGACAUAAAACCAGGUGCAUGCGGGACUGUGGUUAGGAAUGCAGAGAUGAAGAUUGUUGAUCCUGAAACAGGUUCCUCUCUACCAAGGAACCUGCCUGGUGAGAUUUGCAUCCGAGGUGAUCAGAUCAUGAAAGGAUAUCUUAAUGACCCUGAGGCAACCUCAAGAACGAUAGACAACGAUGGAUGGUUACACACAGGCGAUAUCGGCUUUAUUGACGAUGAUGAUGAGCUUUUCAUUGUUGAUAGAUUGAAGGAAUUGAUCAAAUAUAAAGGGUUUCAGGUUGCUCCUGCUGAACUCGAAGCUUUGUUGCAAGCUCAUACAGGGAUAUCUGAUGCUGCUGUGGUAGGGAUGAAAGACGAGAAUUCAGGAGAAAUUCCGGUUGCAUUUGUAAUAAAAUCAGAAAACUCUCAAGUCACCGGAGAAGAAAUUAUGCAGUAUAUUUCAAAACAGGUGAUAUAUUACAAGAAAAUAAAACGAGUGUUCUUCGUAGAAGCCAUUCCCAAGGCACCAUCAGGCAAAAUCUUGAGGAAAAAUUUGAGAGAGAGGUUGGCAGGUGGUUUGCAAAAGUAAAUGAAGAUUGUAAAGGGCAUAUAUAUUUUACACUUCUUUCUUGUUUGUUUUAUGCUUGAGAAAACCUUACAUUGAGUCCUUGGAAAAAGCAAAAGUACCAUACAUAUAUAAGAACACUACGGCUUUCGUAUAUAUACAAACUCUUUUAUGUUGCUUUGUA